CGAGUAUAUAUAUAUAUAUCAUCAAAUCGACGAGCUGUAAAGUUGAUUUCAUGAGCAUCGGCAACCACAAGAUUACCAUCUUCAGCUUCGUUCCUUGACUUCUUAUCACUCUUGAGACUUCACAUCAGUUCAAUCUUUGGGACACUUCAAGAUGAAAGCUAUCACUGCGCUAGCUGGCUCCGGCCUCAUCACCCUCGUUCACGGUCACGGGUACUUGACUAUCCCCACCAGCCGUACUCGCCAAGGAUCGGAGUCUGGAAAGGAUACUUGCCCGGAAUGCACCAUUCUCGAGCCGGUCACAGCCUGGCCGGAUGUCGAUGUGGCAAAGGUGGGCCGCUCCGGACCUUGUGGAUACAACGCCCGUGUGAGCUUCGACUACAACCAGCCCUCAGCGGACUGGGGAAACAAGAUCGUCGCCACGUACUCUCCGGGAGAUGUUGUCGAUGUUCAGUGGUGCGUCGACCACAACGGCGACCACGGCGGAAUGUUCGCCUAUCGAAUUUGCCAGGACCAGGCUAUUGUUGACAAGUUCCUCGACCCCAACUAUCUCCCCACCGAGGAGGAGAAGCAGGCGGCCGAGGACUGCUUCGAGAAGGGUCUCCUCCCUUGCACUGACGUUGAUGGCCAGGACUGCGGAUAUAACCCCGACUGUCAGCAGGGCCAGGCGUGCUACCGAAACGACUGGUUCACUUGCAACGGAUUCGACAACGGCGACCAGACCAAGUGCCAGGGUGUCGACAAGGCUGCGCUGAACUCAUGCUUCACGACCAUCGCAGGUGGCUACACAGUUACCAAGAAGAUCAAGAUCCCAGACUACGUGUCCAACCACACGCUGCUCUCGUUCAAGUGGAACUCUUUCCAGACGCCUCAGGUGUACCUGUCGUGCGCGGACAUUGCUAUUGCCGACGGCGGUUCCGCAUCGACUACGACCAGGCGAUCCACAGCCACCAGUUCGUCCGCGGCCCCUACAACAAGCACCACGUGUACCGCCACCGUAAGUAAAGUAGCGCUGACAUUCAACCAGGCCGUCGUAACAACGUACGGGGAAACAAUUAAACUUGUGGGCUCCAUCCCCGAGCUCGGCAACUGGGAUGUCGCGGCUGCGCCGGCACUGUCGGCAGCCCAGUACACCGCCGCGAAGCCCCUGUGGACGCUCACCUUGAGCCUCGCACCGGGCCGCAAGUUCGAGUAUAAGUUCGUCAAGGUGUCGAGCAACGGGGCGGUCUCAUGGGAGAGUGACCCGAACCGCUCGUACACCGUGCCGAACUCGUGCGGAUCGACAGCCACUACUGUCGAGGGAACUUGGCGCUAAAAUAAAAUUCUGUACAUUUAUUUUAUUCUUUCCGAUUAUGGAUAUACAUAUAUAGG
Molecule: messenger RNA, 1368 nt
Organism: Daldinia caldariorum
Lineage: Eukaryota; Fungi; Ascomycota; Sordariomycetes; Xylariales; Hypoxylaceae
Product: carbohydrate-binding module family 20 protein
Exons: 2
Coding region: 152-1312 (386 amino acids)
Molecular function (GO): starch binding
Source: RefSeq, a predicted model, not a curated record